Molecule: messenger RNA, 2522 nt
Organism: Dromiciops gliroides (monito del monte)
Lineage: Eukaryota; Metazoa; Chordata; Mammalia; Microbiotheria; Microbiotheriidae
Gene: NANP
Product: N-acetylneuraminic acid phosphatase
Exons: 2
Coding region: 66-815 (249 amino acids)
Molecular function (GO): hydrolase activity
Source: RefSeq, a predicted model, not a curated record
CUGCGUUGGCUUGCAAGUGUGCGGACAACCCGGGCUACUGGGAGGUUGGGCUGCUUGGGAGCGGGAUGGGGAUGAACCGGGUGAGGGCGGUCUUCCUGGACUUGGACAACACGCUGAUCGACACGGCAGAGGCGAGUAGGAGAGCCAUGCUGGAGGUGAUAAACCUAUUAAAGUCAAAAUACCAGUACAAAGAAGGAGAAGCUCAUGUCAUCAGUGAAAAAGUCCAAGUUAAAUUCAGCCAAGAGUGCUACAGAGAGUCCAAAAUGUCCAUUACUGAUCUAAGGAUUUCACAUUGGGAAGAAGCUAUUCAAGAAACAAGAGGUGAGGCAGCCGAUCGGGAACUAGCAAAAGAAUGUUAUUUCCUAUGGAAAUCUACACGUCUACAACAUAUGACCUUAUCAGAAGAUGUAAAAAACAUGCUGACAGAACUUCGAAAGGAGGUCCCCCUCCUUCUUUUGACUAAUGGUGACACGCAGACACAAAGGGAGAAGAUUGAAGCUUGUGCCUGUCAACCAUAUUUUGAUGCUAUUGUUGUAGGUGGAGAGCAAGAGGAGGAGAAACCAGCACCAUCUAUAUUUUAUUACUGCUGUGAUCUCCUUGGGGUGCAGCCAGGAGAUUGUGUGAUGGUUGGGGAUACUCUAGAAACAGAUAUCCAAGGAGGUCUUAAUGCUGGCUUGAAAGCAACAGUCUGGAUAAAUAAAAAUGGAAUUGUUCCCCAGAAGCAGUCCCCAGUACCUCACUAUAUCGUUUCUUCCGUGCUAGAGUUACGUACCAUCUUACAGAAUAUAGAUUUCAUACCCAGUGUGUCAGCUUAACAAGUACCAAAAGAGACAUUAAGAAUUUCUGAGUCAGACCUUAAGUUUCUGCUGGGAAUGAAUGAGGUAUAUAUCUUCUUUUAGUCUUCUAGGUUCCAAAUCAGGAAAAUAUUCUAGUAAUUUAUAAAAAAUCACAUAUCACUUUUUUUUUGAGAAAAAUAAAAGUUGUUUUUUUCUUUUCUUUUCUUAAUUUAGACCAGAAAACUUGAAACUUCUUACGGGUUUGGGGAAAUUUUUGGUGGGUCUGUUGUUUGAAAGACUUGUUUACAUGAUAUCAUGAGAAUUAUUGGGAGUUUUUCCCCCAAAUAGUUUUGCAUCUUGGAUCUUUUUCUGUGGAUUAAAAAUAGGUAUUGAUUCUGAAAUUUAGAUUUGUGGGAAAUAUUUGUCAGGAAAUAUUGAUCUGGGUAGUACCUGUAAGCUAACACUCUUCAAGGCAAUAUUUUAAAAUCACAUAAGCACUUUGCCUUACUUAAAUCAAAGCAUUUAACUGAUAAUAAUGCAUUUAUAUGUUUUGCUUGAAAAUGUUUUAUAAAACACUGGUUAUGGUUUUUUCCUCAUUAAAAAUGUAUUCUUCCUUCUCUAAUAUGAAUAUUUUUAAACACCCCUCAUGUUACUCUGCUGACAAAGUUUCAUCAUUUUAUUUUUCACACAACAUGAAAUUUUAGCAUUAAUUCCUAUAGUUAGAGGGCUUUUAAUGCCAGUUACUCCUUUUCCCAUGAUACCAUUUCCAAGUGAACUUGCAACUUAAGAAAAUCUGUACAUCACAGAAAAGUGUCUUAUCUUUCCCAGGUGCUAGUUUGGAUUGAGGGCACACUUACAUUAUCAGGACAAGUGCAUACUAUAACACAACUAAAGUUAUUUACUUUCUAUUUUCUUGUGGCAACUUUUGGAAGGAUAAAGCUGCUACCGUACAGCUACUCCUUUCUUUGCAUCCUUCUCACCCUUAAAAAGGCCCAACUUAUUUCCCCUUCUGACUUGAUACUUUUGCAGAUGAAGGCAAAUAAAUGAUUACAUAUUUACCCUUACCUAAUUAAACAAUAUUGGCUCGGGGCAGCUAGGUGGCACAGUGGAUAAAUCACUGGCCUUGGAUUCAGGAGUACCUGAGUUCAAAUCCGACCUCAGACACUUGACACUUGCUAGCUGUGUGACCCUGGGCAAGUCACUUAACCCCCAUUGCCCCGCAAAAAAAACCAAAAAACAAAAAAAACAAUAUUGGCUCUCUGCAACUUAUUAACUGUAUGAUUAGGCAAGUCCCUUCAUGUACCUGGCUUUCAGUUUCCUCAUCUGUAGAAUGAGUGAGUUGAACCAGAUAGUCUCCAAGUUUUUACUUCUUACCCUUUUACUUUUCUUUCUUUCUUUUUUUUUUGUGAGGCAAUUGGGGUUAAGUGACUUGCCUAGGGUCACACAGCUAGUAAGUGUCAAGUGUCUGAGACUGGAUUUGAACUCAGGUCCUCCUGAAUCCAGGGCCGUUGCUCUAUCCACUGCGCCACCUAGCUGCCCCCACCCUUUUACUUUUAAAUGUUGUCCUGGGACAUAAGCAUCAUGAACUGUAUGAAUGGUGGUACUUGCAGAAAUUGGGGAUUUUCAAUGGACUCCUGAUCAAGACAGAGCCUGCAUCUUCUUAGAACUAGAAGGGACUUUAGAAAUCUAGUUCAAGCUACUCUUUUUUUUUUUUUUUUGAGGCAAUUGGGGUUAAGUGACUUGCCC